GGUGCCAUCCAGGGUUCACCUGAAAGUACAUAUAAAGAGUAAGUACUAUCGCCCUGCCCUACCUUUUAUAGUCCUUUUGAGUCCUUGCGCAAACCUAGAAUCUCCUUGAUAUCAAUACUACUUGCACAUAUCUUUCAUGAUGAUCCUCGACAGUCCACCUCCCACUUUCUCGACCCUCUCUCUGACGGUCAAUGACCAUCCCCUCAAGCUCUCCACCCUCUAUCGCCCCGGGCCGAAACCCGCCAUCCUCUUCCUCCACGGAUUUGGCUCUUGCAAAGAAGAUCUUCACGAUCUGGUCUACCUUCCUUCUCUACGAGACCACACCUUGAUCGCCUACGAUGCACCGGGCUGCGGUGCCUCUGAAUCCCAUGGUCCCAGCAGCGAUCUGACCAUCACCUUCCUCGUGGCCACCGCCGAAGCUGUGCUCAAGCAAUUCCACAUCACCACCUUCUAUCUGAUCGGGCACUCCACCGGCGCUCUGACAGGCCUCAUGCUCGCCGCCUCUCUUCCCCCCACACAAUACCAACUGCUCGCCUUCAUCAACAUCGAAGGCACCCUCUCGCCAGAGAACUGCUUCUUCCCUCGCUCUCUUUACACCGACCUCGUCAAAUCUUCCCCCUCCUCCACACCCGAAGACGACCUCCAGAAACUCAUUGCCCACGUCCACUCCACCCCAGGCUACUCACACGCUCUCUACGCCUCAUUACUACCCUCCCGCGUGCGCCCCGAAGCCGUCCGACCCAUCGUCACAUCCACCGUCGAGCUCUCAUGGAAGAACCUCCUAGGACGCUUCCUCCGAUUAUCCUGCCCACUCAUGUACUUGUUCGGGGACCAGAACCGCGAAGUGUCAUUUCUGAGUCAAUUAGAGACGAAAGGGGUCGAGCUGGCGCAGAUCCCCACGAGUGGACACUUCCCGAUGUACUCCAACCCGGCGAAGAUGUCACGGCGCAUCGAGGGAUUUUUCCGGGACUGUACUUACGCUGGCAGUAGCAGUAGUGGCAGUGGUGGGAGUUUCUAGCAGCGCAACAGUUUUUACUGGAGUUUCGAUUCGAUUUUUGUUAGAUAGAUACCUCGAUACGAUGUCUCAUGAUUAUUACCCACUACUCACUUACAUACCAUUUAGACAAGCAAUGUGAUAUUUUCUGUGAAUUUAAUUGGUUGGUUGAUCUACUAGUUUUGUGGAAUACGUAGAUACGCACUUAGCUUAGCUUAGUUUCCUUUUUUUUUAUCCACCUGAAGUGAAGAAGUAAUAAUGAUGAGGGUUGAAUGCCGAGCUGAUUGCUUGGCGAGCCAGUCACUCACUUUCACCGAAGAAUACCCUGCUCAGCUGAACUUCUAUCUAUCUACUGCACCUGCUGCAGUAGUCACUAACCACUGUGCAUGAAUUCAUCUAGUAGACACCUAGGCAAGAUAAGCAAUUCCCUUCUUUCUCGAUACUUUCCCGGUGUGCGAAUCCAUCUAGUAGCAAUUAUGAACAAUUUACCUACAGAAUACCAUCACAUGGUAGAGUAACAAACUUCAACGAAAAAAAGGGCAGAUUCCGGUCUAGAAUACUCCGUUGUCUUUCAACCCCACGUCUCCUGAUUUUGCCCCCAACCACCCUGACCAGUCAGCUAGACAAGACAGACAGACACAUGUC
Aspergillus welwitschiae is the source of this 1639-nucleotide messenger RNA. Its product is annotated as alpha/beta fold hydrolase. The record is from RefSeq and is a predicted model, not a curated record. The transcript has a single exon. NCBI's taxonomy places the organism in Eukaryota, Fungi, Ascomycota, Eurotiomycetes, Eurotiales, Aspergillaceae. Bases 137 to 1018 code for a protein of 293 amino acids.